AGUAAACGCGCUAACUUAACACGGGACGCACGCGCGCGGUCGAACGAAUUCGAACAUCGAACACGAAAAAGUUAACGCCAAAAAGUUUUUAACACAAAACAGAUUCUAUUAUCGAACGUAACAUUUUCAAAAGUGACAUUUGUAGUGUUGUAUCGAAUCAGUUUGUUACAUAUUUGAACCGGUUAUUAUCGAUUUUUGAGUGUUGUUGACAUUUAGUAAUCAGUUUCUAAGUUUAUAUUGCCGCAAAAGGUGAAUCAAUUAACUGGCGAUGGUCUGGCAACACUAGUAGACUAGUCAAGUGUACAGUGGAUAGUGUGUGUAUAGUGUCGUGAUGGCGCGUCAACGGCUCCUGUUCAUGUGUAUUACACUGACACUUUUCUACGUCGUCGCUGCUGUCACACAGGGCCUGAGGGGGUCGCCGGUGCGGACCAGGUUCACGUGCCAGGGACGGGCGUCCGGAUACUACGCCGACGUUGAAACCGGCUGUCAGGUGUAUCACAUGUGCGAUGGGCUGGGCCGGCAGUUCAGUUACACGUGUCCCAAUACAACGCUGUUCCAGCAGAGGAUGUUGAUCUGCGACCACUGGUAUAUGGUCAACUGUUCGAAAUCGGAAAGCGAUUACAGCGCUAAUCUGCUAAUAGGGCAACGCGACAAACCUUUUGUUUCUGAAGAGGACAUGAAGCGAAGAACGCCGCGCCCCGACAUCUUGUCGGUGCCGCCCAACGACAACUACUAUGAUGGUCUCCGUGAAGCCGAAUCUAAGUAUCCCAUUCACCCUGGAAACAGCAUCGUCGGCAUUGCUGAUACGAUCUCCUUCUCAAACAAUAACGGCUUGGACAAUGCAAAACAGAACUAUAGACCCCCGUCAUCCUGGUCCACCGGCACAGGAAACCAUAAAAACACUCGGGACUACGACCAGGACAAUCUAACAGGAGCUGCCUCUCAAGAACCAAUACCCACAUUCCAAACAACGCCUGAUGAUAGUUUCAACGAAAAGACGAGGAUACCGACACCACCGCCUGAUUUGAAUAAAUUCUCCUCACCGACAAAAUCAAGACCAAGUAUAUCACUUGACCUAAGGCCUCCACUGCCUGAUAAAAUUACCACUACCGAAUCACCUGAGUCUGAGGAAUAUGACAUAGACGUCAGGAAAAAAACUACUCCAGAUCCCGUAUACACUUUCAUUAGAAGGUUCGACCCGAACUCUCCGGAUUCACAUAAGACUGCAAUGUCAAAAUCAGAGAUCAUCAACCUUAACAAACAUCUUCCAGAAGGACAAAUCAGUGCUGAGGACACUAGUACAGAUAAGAGCAAAGAAAGAGAGCAAGCAGUUACAAAUGACUUAAACAAAUUGAACAAUGUCAAUGUUAAAAGUUCAACAGAAGGGUCGCGGUUUGAUACCAGUAAUUUAAAGCCAACUGUUACUGAAUCUGGUAAUGCUAUUGAUAGUGAUGUGUCUUCAAAUAUUAUCCCAAAACCUGAUAGGAACCUCCUACCGCCUAAAACAGAUUUCUCCGAUUUGCCCUCGACAACUAUGGGUCCGCCGGUAUACUACGAGUGGAAAUGGGCAGUGCCAGCAUUCGAUUUGGAACCGCCCAAAUCGAGCAAUAAUACAAACAACGAAACUUCUGAGCACCAAGCCAAGAGUAUAAAAGGUAGAAGUCCAUUCAGUACUGUGACCCGACCGACACCAGUUACAGUAGAUCCCACUCCUAGUAACACUGAAUAUAAUAUAAGUUCCUAUUUCGUGCCUGAUUAUAUUUUCCCACUUGACAAACCUCACCCUGGUUACGAGGAUGAAGACGCGCACACAUCUUUUCAAGUGAAAAUUGGAAGAACAGGCAGAGCCAGCUUUGGUGAAAAUCCUGCGUGCCCGCAAUGUCAUCCCGCUUAUUUAAAACCGGGGACAUGUGAACCUUGUAUAGUCAAUCGGUAACAAAUGAAAAAGUUCAGUUAAUUAUGUAAAAAGCCAUAAAUUUUCAACUACCUAUUUUUUUAAUAUUGAAUAAGUUAGUCUGAAAGUUACCAGUCUGUUGAUAAACAUAUUUUUGAAGAGUUUAUUAAACUAUAAUUUAUUAUUAUAUUACCAAACAUGAAUUUAGUUAAAAUAGAAAUAGACAUAGGCUUUCCUGAAUAUUGAGUACAACCGUUGAGGAAUAACUAGAAGCUAUUGUAGUUAUAGUGAUUUAAGAAGCUUAUAUUAAUGGUGAUAAAGAUUUAAGAUUAAGUCAUUUUUAAACAUCGCUACUUUAAUUCAUUUACAUUAUCCUUCGAGAUUUGUCAUGAAGGAUAGCAAAGAACUUAAUGUUAAUUUACCCACGUAGCUAAGAAAGUUGUACAGUACCGUGUAAUAAAGUUUAAAUAUUCUUGUAAUUAUUAUUUUUCAGAUUUAAUGUCUAUGUUUAAUAUUUAAGUGAGUUUCAUUACCCAUUUAAUAUUUUUUAUUUAUCAAUUCUACAUCGCCUUUUAUGUAUUUUGGUGUGAAAUCUUCUUUUAAGGCUUUACUUAUUGUUUCCAGAUGUAUUUUCUACUGAAUCGAAACUAUUGAAUAACAAUAUUGAAACUGCAAAGCUAAAUGUAUACCUAUAUUAAAGUUACCUUUAUUUAAUAUUAUACCUAUGAGUACGAUUUCGAUAUUUUUUAGAACAAUCAAACGUUUUAAAUAAUGCAUGUUUUAAACGGAAAUACAGAAAUACCUUUAUAUAUAGUAAAGAAAUCUGUCAUAAUUUCUACUUUAUAUAGUUUUAUACUAGACUAAUCCCCCGUUGCACAAAUGUCCAUUGAAAUUGUCAUCACUUUAAAGCGACGUUACAAAUUUUCAAAUUCAGAACAUUCGUAAUUUAACAAGUCGUAAUUAAACCUUAAUGCACGUUUGUGCAACUGAGCCUACUGAGUGACAAUAAAAAAGUGAACUUUUAUAUGUACCGCACGCGUACAAAUAUUAGUGUAUUUUAGUGUUUUAUGUCUAAUUUGUAUAUUUAUAUUUAUGAAACUUAGCCUUUUUCAUAUUCUACUCAAACUGGCAAAAUUAAUCCUUCUUCUUCAUAGGUCCUUAUGUAAUGUAACUUUUAAACUCAGUCAUACUAGUAAACUUGCCUAGUGAUUGAAUAUACAAAGUAAUUGUAAUUACAAAUAAAUAAAACAUUACCUA
Messenger RNA from Diatraea saccharalis (sugarcane borer), 3151 nucleotides. NCBI's taxonomy places the organism in Eukaryota, Metazoa, Arthropoda, Insecta, Lepidoptera, Crambidae. The record is from the annotation of a GenBank genome assembly.